AAUUUCGUGACAAUGGCGCAUUUUGCGAUGGCGAAGAAUCACAACUUUCUUGUCCAUUAGUGGCAUUACCGUCCAUAACAUAAGUUUGGCGAUUCGUUGUCGAUGUAAAAAGCAGGAAUAUGGACAUGAUGGAGGAACGUCGUGAACGUGAAGACAGUGUCAGUGAAGCUGAAGAUGAUCAGUUUUUCUUCAGUCGUGCUCCCAGAAUGCCUGAGGAUGACAUCAUCAUGUCAGAGGUCGCCACCCUUACAGGUGGGAGGGACCAGCAUGGCAGACCGAUCAUUGCGCUUCCAGCCAAGUAUCACAACAUACUGGAAUCAAAGGUCAAGGCGAGUGGUAUGGACAGCCUGCUGAGAUAUUUCAUCGAUAUCACGAGGGUGGCAGACAGGAAACGGGGCUUUGCCUUUGUGACUGAUCUCCGAUUCUCCACGUUGGAUUUCAUCCUCCUGAUGAAAUCAAUCCUCAACAGUAUUCAGGCUGAAAUGAAAGGAGCCAUAGGAACGUGUGUGCUGUAUGCAAUACUUCCGCUCAACAAGAAAACACACAAGAAUACAUUGACUCAUCUAGCGCUCAGACAGAGCAAGAAGAAGAUUAAUAAGAAUAUCAUACCACCAUACUUCCAGAGUGUGGCUGUUGAUGAUGAGGUGGAGCUGUAUAACUACAUUGAGAAGUCACACCUGACACCAGACUUGGGAGGUUACCUGCAGUACUCACAUAAAGAGUGGGUUGCAUUCAGAAGGAUUGUUGAGCCCUUCUUUGCUAAUUUUGAGUCGGUUCAGGUCAGACUGUCCAACGCCUACCAACGGCUAGCUGCAAUGGCUAAAACUAAAGCAGGAAACAGUAAGGAACAACUCCAACAAACACACAAUCAACUGCAAGAUGCAUACUACGAUAUCAGAAGGGGUCUACAACUUGAUGUAGUAUUGGAUCAGUGUGAAGAUCUCCGUGCAAGAUUCGGCAGCUGCGAUGAAGAGGACGUCUUCACCGUCUUGGCUCAGAAACCAAUUUUGAAGGAGACGAAGCAGAUGGUAGAGGGAUGCCAUGAUCAACUGGUCGCUGCCAACAAGAAGAUUGAGGAUGAUUGGGAUGACAUGUCCAGACGGAUCACUCAGGCCUUACAACUCAUUGAGUACAGGGAGGAUGUCACUCAGUUGUUAGACUGGUUCAAAACAAGAAAGGAAAGAGAUCUGGAAGGAGGUGCUGAUAUUGCUGAUAACCUAAGCCGUGCUGAGAUGCUGUGCAAUCACUUCGAGACUGGAUUACUAGUUAAGACUGAGGAGAAGUUGUCCAAGGCCUAUGACGUAAUGCAUCAUGGUGAGAGGCUGGCUGUAGAUAACAACAAUCGAAGCUUGAGUGAAAUCACCCAACUCACCAAGACGUUGAAGCAAGACGCACAAGACUUCCAAAAUGCCGUGCAGAAACAUCAACACAUUCUGCAAUCAGUCUAUCAGUUCCAUCAACUUUACAACAAGGCACGACGCUGGUACAUCAGUUGCAUCAAGUUUUUGCCCUCUGACCUCAACGACCUCUACAAUGGCCUAAGGUCACACUCAAGAGGUAAUGAUCACCAGGCAUUGAAACUCCAGUGGGAGGAGGAUGUCAGGAGGUUUCUGCACAAGCAAACCCUACCGGCAAAGGAAGAGCUGAAGAAGGUGAAGAUGAUUCCUGAGGAUAUUGGAGCCACAUCACUGAAGAAGAAAGGACGACUUCUGUCUUACAGAUGCAUUAUUUUGACCAAUCUACUGAGCCACAAGGAAAAUAUAUCCACUGCAAACAUCAAAGAAAUCCUGAAGUGGCAAUCAGAAAUUCAACUUCGAUCAGACGAUUCCACAUCCCAGCAAAGUGAAAUAUCACCGUCUGGUGACCAGAUUAAGAAAACCGCAUCAGAGAGUAGUCUUGAUACAAGGCACCAAAAUCAACGACACAGGAAACCAGAAGGAAAGAGCCGAAGUAAAAAAUCUUCGAAGAAGACCCAAAAUGAAGACGAUUCGUAUCACAGACACACACAAACCCCAGAGAGGACAAGAAGGCACAAUGGACCCAGAGACACAUACCCUGAUACUCACAGUAAUACAGUGGAUGAUACCGACAACGAUGAUCCACUGAUCCAAAGAUUGGGGCAUCCAGGGUCAUUCUAUGACAGAUACGGUGAUACACAGGGUCAGAUAAUGGGUGAAGGGUAUGAUGAGGCUGAUGAUGGUAGAGACAAUUGGGAAGACGCACAAAGAAAUCAACACAGUGAAAGAAUGUCAAAUGGGGCCAUAGAAUAUGCACAGCAAUCAUCACCCUCACUGCCAACAGUCCCUGCCAGUCAGUUUGCAAGAGAUCGCUCCCAAUCCAGACAGUCCACCUCGGAACAUGGGCAAACAUACGGCAUCUAUGGAGAUUCUGAUGUUGAGGAUGACACUGCCGUUAUUAUCCAUCACCAGGGGCCACCUCAUCCUCCGCAAGGUCUCCCUGAACAUAUGUUGCCUGGCAAUCAGAUGCUCCAUCAGGGACACCCACCAUCAGGAAGUCAUCACUUUGCACCGUCUUUAGAUCCUUCAAAUGUUGCAUUGGGCAAUGAGAGAUUGAGCUAUGGGUUGAUACAGCAAGAUCCAACCCAAUUCCAGUCUCGUUAUACCAAUUCAAGACAAACUCCCCAACUUGAUUCUCAUGGUGUACAUCCACAGAAUGGACAUAUCCUCCCACAUGCAGUACUUUAUAACCAUCAUAAUGGAACACCUGCUGAUCUCAAUACUAACAAUAACUCCUCCCUGAACUCUAACAUGCAAGCGCAGAGUCAUGGCUUACGUGGUAACCAUGCACGUCCUGGCUUGUCUCCUUCAUAUGUAAAUGGCAUGACAUCACCCAAACGCUCUCCAAUGAGCUUCCAUGGAAGCUUGAUGAAUAUUCAUCAAUCCUAUCUGGACAAUGAUUAUUCAGCAAUGGGCGGACAAGACAGUAAUGAGACAAUGAGCAGUUCUCCAGUUACGAGGCAUAGAAGUUUGAUGAACUUGAGUCACUCCCCGAUAAUGGAUCAAACAAGCAAUGCCAAUGUUCAGUACAGCUCAAUGCAGACAUCACCUGUGAGAUCAGAUAAUUACGUGGUUCCAUCUCAAAACAGGAGUAAUGGCUCCCAGCAUAAUGGGGAAAUACACUCUGCUGAACAAGGCAUCCAAAACCCGUACAAUUCUACAUCGUUAAGAAUGAGACAUGGAGUUUCAGAGCCAAGUGUUAAUUUGGUACUUCGUGAUACUACCUCUCCGUACAGUACAGUUCUGGAAAACCUGAUGCAUCUGCGUGAAGCAAAUACUACCAGACCUAUUCAGUUGACAAAAAGACACAAGACGUCCCGUUCGAAGAAAAUGAAGACUUUACCUUCAAGUCAUUCCUUAUCUCGUAGUGAAAUGGAUCUACGUUACAUUCCACAGGGCCCUUCACCGCCAAAUGGCCUUUCGCAUUCUGAGCAUGCGUUACAUCACAGUGGACGGAACCAUGGACAAAUCUUAUCAAACUCACUCAUGGCAACAGCUGAUCCCAGUGCUGUCCUAACUUCCCAGAAUGCAUCUCUCAGAGGUGAUGAGCCUGAUCCCCAGGUUGAGUAUUACAAGAAGUUGUACUCCGGUUCUACCCCUCAUAAGAACCACUCCACCACCGCAUCAGGUCAUAGGAAGACGAACCACACACUCGAUCCAUCUACUCAUGCGUGGAUGCAUGAUAUCCCAUCAACUCACACAAGACACCAAGGUCGUCUCUCAGCUCGGCUACCCCAAACCUCUCCUCCGCUGUCUCCCCUCGCUCUGCUUGAGAUGGAGGUUGCCAAGGAAACCAUGGAUGCAGAAGAGGCACUAAAAGAAGAUGAGUAUAAUGAAGAGCAGAUGAGAAGGCAAGUUUUGAUUGACAGCAUCCUUAAUCAAUCAGAAUCAAAUGUCAGAUCACAUGAUGUUAGAGCUUCCCAAGACCAAUUAGUGUCAUACCACGGUCAUAGUAGCCGCAAGCCAGGAAAGAGACAAAAACAUGUAAAAUUGCUGGGUUCUCCAAGGAAAGAAGACGGAAAUAUGCUGAGAAAUGCAUCCCAUUCCGAUGCAUCGGUUUCUAGAAGUCAACACUAUGCUCCAUUGAAACAUAAUGCAAGUGAAAUCCCAGUGACAUCCAAGUUUAAUAAGAUGGGACAGUCGGAGAAUGGUUGGAGAGAACAUCAUCCCAGUGAUCCGUCUAUGGCAUCAUUGGGUAUCCACCAUUCCACACCAACAUAUCAUACCCAGAGACGGCCAGUUGUCACACCAAGGGGACUGAGUAGAACUGAGCGUCACUUAGGUCUGUCGACAACACUGCCUCAAGAAGAAAACAUCCAAGCUGUUAAUGCCUCAAAUGAACUUGACCAAAGACCGAGACUUGUUGGUGAACCAGGUUUUGAAACUGCUGACCAUUCCGCACAGGUUUAUGGACACCUUCAAACAAGCACUCCUUUGAAUACAGCAGGUGAAAGCUUUGGCAAAUCAUCAUCUUUACAUCAAAGUUACAGGCCUUCAAGUCGAAAUGAAGAGGUUGAUUGGAGGCAGGAGCAUCUGAGGGAAUUGGGUUUGUCUCCCAGAAUACAACAUCCCGUCCUGAAUCCCAGCCUAAAUCUAUCAAAUCAUGCUAACCAAUCGGAAUAUAAUACAGACUGGAGACUGCAACAUCUGCAGGAUCUAGGGAUAACACCCAGCGUUCCUCACUCUAGUUUGGGAUACAACCCAGCAAGAUCUGGAACCAAGGAUAAUGAGCGGGGACAUGAACAUCUGACAGAGGCGAGACUAUCUCAAAGCAUGCAUCACUCCACCCCGAAGAAGACUUCUGGUGGUUUGUCUGACUCAAGUAAAGACUGGAGACGCCAACAUCUUCUGGAGCUUGGGAUAUCUCCUAGUGAGCAUCUCUCUGGAAAUCUAAAUUCUAUCGCUAGAAAGAAUACCACUGGUGUGGGAUCAAACUCUACCAUGCGACACGACGUGAGUAAGCUGGGAAUAUCUCCAAGUUUGCAUCAACAUCCCGUGCGAAGUGCUGUUGAGUCAGGAGUGGGUGAAGGAAACAUAGCGCCCAUGACCAGCAGAUUACGAGGAGUUCUUGAGAGUGGGCAGAGCUUAAAUGAUGUGGAGGAGAUUCAUCAUUUGGCAGAAGAAACGGCCAAGAAGAGUGUCCGGUUUGCGCAUCUCUCAGAGGAGACCAUCUUAGAUGCCGAGGAGAGAGCACAGGAAGAGUUAGCAGAUAGACUCCAUCAACUGGAACUGAAACUGCAGGAGGAAGAGUAUUCACUGAUGUAUCAGGAUGUGCUUGAUGGAGAAACAGAAAGUCUGGAUCAGCAACUCAUAGAUUUGGAUCAACAGGAGGAAGCAAUGCUGAGCAACACAAACCAUCAGCAGACUGAUCCACAGAGACUGCUUGAGGGGGAUGUUCGACUUAGACACAUCCAGAAUGGUCGUCUUUACCAGCAGGGCGUCCUUCAGCCACAGCAUGUCAACAGAAGAGAUUUGGAUCAACAAGAGAAAGCAUGGCAGGGUCACACUGGUCGUCAGGGGAUGCGUGAGGGCGCUGUUGGAAUGACGCAUGUCCAGAAUGGUCAUCGUAAUCAACAUGCACUGCGUGAGAGCAUUCUUCAGCCACAUCACAUCCAGAACCGUCAGCACAUUCAAGUAAGUCAGCAUCCUGAUGAGACUCUUCUGGGGCAUCCUGUUAAUCUCCCAGAUCUCCAGAAUAUUCGGCGGAAUCAAUUGGUGGCUAAACCUAGUCACCAGCAAGCACUUGAAGAGGUUGUUCAACCAAUGCGUGUCCAGAGCAGUCAGCAGAAACCAUCCAGUGAGCACCCUGGUCACGAGGUCCUUCCUGACAGGGGCCUCCGACCCAUGCUUGCUAAGACAGGUCAAUCCCAGGGAGCGGAUCAACACAGUGGUCGUCUGGCUAAUCCUAGCAGUGCUGAAACUACCAAUCAAGUCAAAACUAAAUCACCUGUUGGAAGACCUGGCACAGACAGGACUGCAGAUGGUUCUCCUUUGAAAGUUACAGAGAGACAAUCUGAUAGACAUGAGCACCAACUAUCUCAUAACCGUAAAGCUGAUGUACGUGACAGUAUGGACAGGGUAAACAUAAAUGUUGCAAAUGAUAAACCUCUACGAGGUCAAAAUUUGACCAAAGCUGUCGGUCAAAGCGGUACAGAGAGUACAGACGAGCGUGACCAUUCAUUUAGGGCAGCUCAGGGUAAGGAUGAGAACUCGGUCAAUCAUGAAAAAGUUGUGACUGACCAAGUGGUAGUUCCUGGGAGACAUGCUGCAGCCUCUGACACCAGACAAGAGAGAGGUUCAGGGAUGGUAGAAGAUGAUGAGCUUGUGAACAAUCCAGCUGGUCCAGUUUCCUCACGGCAGGAAACGAAGACUUGUGUUAGUGUGCUGCCAGACGGCAGAUAUGGUGGUAAAAGUAUAUUCCUUUCAGAAGAGGAACAAAAGAAGUCAACAAGAGAGCCAUAUCAGUCUGAGAAGUCAGUCCCUCAUCCAACAAAUAGCCCCCAGACACUUGUUGAUGAGCUUAACAACAAACCAGCUGUCAAAGUUUCCUCAAGACACACUGACAAGUAUCCUGCCAGUGUGGGUCCCGACAUCAGAUAUGCCGGUGAAAGCAGAUUUCCUGGUGAAAAAGAACUUAACCAAUUAACAGGAGAAUUUGAGGUGUCAGUCACUCAUCCAAUGAAUAUCCCUCAGACUCUUGACAACUCUAAAGAUCUGAAGAAAGAUGAAUCGUAUUCUGAUUCGAAUGAGAUGAUUUACGAGUUAGAUGAAGUUAUUCCAAGUGAAGAUACAACAAGAGCAUCAUCAUUAGAGAGGGACCACACUGCGGCUGACUACAUAGCCUGUGCAUUAGGCAUGGAUUAUGUGAAUAAGAAAAAUUUGACAGUACAGCCAUUCAGCAACUCAAGUAAAUCGACGACUCAACAACCUGACGAGCAUCUCAAUCGAUCAGAGAAUCAGGGUUAUUCACAAUCCAAAAGAAGCCAAGGUGAUGCAACGCAAGAUAUUCAGUCUUCAUCAACUAAAAGUGAUUCAAAGUCACAAAACAUGGACUCAAAGGAUGCAUUGAGGGGAAUUGGAAGCUCUGAUAAGGAUGACAUCAAUAUCAGAGGAUUAUACAAUCCUCACAUUAACAUACCAAAGACUCAAGUUAGUUUAGAGGAGGGCCCUUGCUCUCCAAUACGAAAGUGGUUGAAAGAAAAGGAAACUUCAGAAGUUAGGGGUAUAAAGCCUAGCCAAUCUGAACCAAAUUUGACUGGUAAAGUUGACAAUGAACGAACAACAGAUUAUGGAUUUGCUAAUUCUGUUGAAUCACCAAUAAAUGCAGCCCAUAUUAAAAGCCCUCCAAUGAGCUCACAGAGUACCUCACCAAUAAGGCAAUGGUUAAGAGAGAAGCAAGAGAAUGAAGCACAUCAAAGCAGAGAAGUAAAAGAUUUUGCCUCGCCAAACAGUUCAGUGACUGACGGUGGUUUAGGAAAUGCUUCUAACAGUAGACCAAACACACAAUCUAUUGAGUUGGAGAAUUCUGAAGAUUUGAAACAGAGUCCUAAUUACAUUAGAGGAAGGACUCAUUCUUUGAUUCCAGUACCUGUUGGUUCUCAGAGAGCGGGAGAUUCUCAGAAGCAGACGGCUAAGAGUCAGAGUCCACAUGAAACAAGGCGGAGAUCCAGCUCAGCCAUUCCUGUCUACAAAGGUCUCUCAAAAUCCUCUCAAAAGCCUAGGGAAGCCUCUCCCUCUGUCAGUUCAGUAGCAGGUGGAAAAUCACCUGAAACGGAUCAUGUGACACAUGACGUAAUGCAAAAAGCAGACAUCAAAUCCAAGAAAUCUAACCCAUAUUCAAAAAUACCUGUGAAGAAGGUAUACACAACUUUAAAAGCUGGAGGGUACCUUGAGGACACAUCACAGUUAAAGGAACAAAAUUCCCCUCAGCAAGUCUCUCCUUCAGAAAAGUCACUAACCAGAUCCGCAGUGGAACACUCCGAGUCUGAGGGGCCUGAAACUCCACAAUCCAGGCCUGUUCUGGAAAGGCAAGGCACGUUUACUAAAGAACCCCGACCAACUCUGACCAGAGAAGGUACAUUUACCAUCGAGGGAGAAGAUGAGAAUCGGCAAAGCGAGUCUCUGUUUUUCCCAAGUGAAGAUGCUGUGGCUCCCAGUAACCCCACUGAAGAAAAGAAUGCACAGCAAUCAACAUUCUCACCAUUAGCAUUAGUCUUAGAUCACAUGGUGAGAAAGGGAAGUGCGCCAAGUACAUCCACAAAGCGUGAAAUGUCGGGUGGAAAAAAGCAUCACGACUCCGCAGAGGAAACAUUUGAAAACAGCUCCACUGAAAGCUCCAUGAGUCCUACGACAAAGUCUACUAUCAUCGCCAGUAACAAACCUACCACAAACGUCAACAACACUAGAAAUUACUACAUUAACGUUGGAAACCAUAGGGACAAUAACCAAGGUGAGGUCACAGGGUCUAAGGCCAUAGGUCACGAGGUCGGCAUGGACACUUAUGAUGGACUGACAGAGAGCGAUAGGAAAGAACACGACGAACUGGAUGAGAACGAAUUACAAAAGAUGAUGGCGACAAAAGGUCAGUUGGCUGAGAUCAGGAAUUUGGAGAUUGAGAAUCGUCACUUGGCCUAUGAGAGAAAGGAGUUUGAAGCGCACCUGAUAAAAAAUAUGCAGCACCAACAAGCGCAUACAUCUGAUGAAGGUUAGCACCUUGUUAUCAUACGUAAUCUGGUCAUUCAGUAAAUGCGGGGUUCACGUUUCACCUGUCCUUGUCAUGACAUCUGACUUGUGAGUUUGUAAAUUCUGGAUGCACCCCUUAACCCUCCUAGAGUCCCAGUGGAAAUCAAUAUUCAGCAAUAGGUAAAACCCAUUAAAACCAUGCAGGUCAGUUUCAAGCGAAGGGAUGUGAAGUGUUAAAGUAACUGUCACACAAGAGCAGUGAAGCGUGACCAAAUCUGCCUGCCUGCCCAGAGCUUAACUGCACAAAAGAAUUGUGCAGGGAUUUGAAGUGUUGGUGCUAACACUUUGGGCAUUAAGUGGUUUUGCAGAAAUCGAGGGGUUGGGAAGUACAGAAGACUAGGGGUUAAUGCCUUCUUUCUCCACUGUCCAAGAGUGAUUAUGUACCUGUACCGGCAAGUUGAAACAUUUGAAUGACAAAGUACCAGUAUAAAGUUCAGAGCUAACAGGGACAGGAAAAAUGUCACACUUUGGAUGCUUAAUUUAUUGAAUGACCCAUACUUAAAAUAUUGUUUUGGGGGGAAAGGGUAUAUUCUUAGUUUGUUUCAUUUGAAAUUUGGUGCAUAAAUGUACAUGGCAGGCAAUCACAUCAUCGGGAGAAACACAAAUUGCACUAAUCUUUGUAGUAACCUCAAAGUUAAGGUUCAUUAUCUGUAUAUGACUGGCCAAUGUAUUUAUUAGGCUAAGGAAUUGGACAUGAAAAGCCCUACAUGUUGUCAACGACACCAUGAACUGACACUCACAUGCAAGGGGGUGUCGGUUCAUGAAAAAUGCGUAAUCAGCCAUUUCAGUUUCACAAAAUUUCACGUUGGGCACUGACCUGAAAUAGAAUGAUUUUCGUGUUCAUGAACGAACUGACGCCCAAGCAUGUUGCAGCAAUACAGUACAGAGAAAAACGUUUUGAAAGGUUUGACAUGAAUUGAAUCCAUCCGAAUACUGGUGGGCUUACACAAAAAUUUAAUUAAAUACCGUUUUAACUGGUGAAAUUAAGAUAAGUGUCUGUUCUUGAAAACGAAAAUGUACAGAAUGGGGGCUAAAAGUGCUGCACUGUGCCGGGUGUCAGUUUGUGAAAACGAAAAUAACCUAGUUCUGUAAAACACCGGUCGUGCACUCAUGCGCCGCAACCGAGUGUCAGUUCGUGGUGUCGGUGACGAAGUAAUGUGUCCUGGAUCUUGAAAUGUCAAGGAAAUGUCAUGGAAUUUCAUUUUAAGAAAUCUGUGGGAACCCUUGACCAUGUUGACAUGCCAUGGUAAUACCAAAAUGUGUCAUAAAGUCAUUGGCGGAGAUUUGUGUCACAAAGUGGGAGGGAUGAUCACAAUUUUUGGGGUGAAAUCCCCCAAAAAGUGACGCUGAACAAAUGUCCGACUGCAAAAUAUUUGAAAGCGGGGGAGGACUAUUUGCAGAUUGAGGGCGCUAUUUAAUAAAUGGUGUUGGAAAUUCUGGGGGGGGGGGGGAUAAUUGUAAACACCAUCCCCCC
Molecule: messenger RNA, 10233 nt
Organism: Patiria miniata (bat star)
Lineage: Eukaryota; Metazoa; Echinodermata; Asteroidea; Valvatida; Asterinidae
Exons: 14
Coding region: 120-8726 (2868 amino acids)
Cellular component (GO): cytoplasm
Molecular function (GO): guanyl-nucleotide exchange factor activity
Source: RefSeq, a predicted model, not a curated record